Coffea eugenioides is the source of this 1613-nucleotide messenger RNA. RefSeq names its product vicilin-like seed storage protein At2g18540. Gene Ontology annotation, molecular function: protein binding. The record is from RefSeq and is a predicted model, not a curated record. The transcript is spliced from 12 exons. NCBI's taxonomy places the organism in Eukaryota, Viridiplantae, Streptophyta, Magnoliopsida, Gentianales, Rubiaceae. Bases 74 to 1324 code for a protein of 416 amino acids.
AAAAACCUUCCCGGCACCGGCGACCGAUCAAUCAGAAUCCCAAGAAAAAGAAAAAGGAACAGUCAUCGGCGAGAUGGCAGGCGUAUCGCUGCAGUGUGGCGACUGUGGGACGCUAUUGAAAUCAGUAGAAGAAGCUCAAGAGCACGCCGAACUCACCAAACACACCAAUUUCUCCGAAUCCACAGAGCCGGUUCUCAACCUCGUCUGCACCUCCUGCGGCAAACCCUGCCGCUCCAAAACUGAGAGCAAUUUGCACACAAAGAGGACAGGACAUGCAGAGUUUGUGGAUAAGACAUCAGAGGCAACAGCACCAAUAAGUUUGGAGGCUCCAAAAGUCAGUGAUGAUGUAGCAAUGGGGGAGGCAGGUGACAGCAGUAGUAGUGGUCAGCAAGAAGAGAUGGUGGUUCCUGAAGUUGACCAAAAGUUGCUUGAAGAACUUGAAGCAAUGGGGUUUCCUAAAGGAAGGGCUACUCGAGCACUCCAUUAUUCUGGAAAUGCUAGUCUUGAAGCUGCGGUAAAUUGGGUAGUUGAACAUGAGAAUGAUCCGGAUAUUGAUGAAAUGCCAUUGGUGCCUGCCAGCGCCAAGAAAUCCGAGGCUUCAAAACCUUCUCUUACUCCGGAAGAGAUAAAGAAAAAGCAGCAGGAGCUGAGGGAAAGGGCUCGUAAGAAGAAAGAAGAGGAAGAGAAAAUAAAGGAAAGAGAAAGAGAAAAGGAAAGAAUACGAGUGGGUAGAGAAUUGCUUGAAGCAAAGAGAAUUGAGGAAGAAAAUGAAAGAAAACGUUUGCUUCUAUUGCGGAAAGCGGAGAAAGAGGAAGAAAGAAAAGCUUUGGAAAAGGUUCGUCAGAAAAUGGAGGAAGACAAGGCAGAAAGAAGACGGAAACUUGGUUUGCCUCCAGAGGAUCCUAGUACGACUGUAAAACGUUCUGCACCUGUUGUGGAGGAAAAGAAGAGCUCAUUACCAGUGAGACCAGCUACAAAAGCAGAGCAAAUGAGAGAAUGCCUGCGGUCCCUCAAACAAAAUCACAAGGAUGAUGAUGCGAAAGUGAAGACUGCUUUUAAUACACUUUUAACGUUUGCAAAGAAUGUGGCAACUAAUCCGAAUGAGGAGAAAUUUCGAAAAAUUCGACUUACCAAUGCUGCCUUUCAGGACAGAGUCGGAAAACUCAAAGGAGGCAUUGAAUUUCUGGAGCUUUGUGGAUUUGAGAAACUCGACGGUGGUGAGUUCUUGUUUCUUCCUCGAGAAAAGGUGGAUAUCGCCGUGCUUAAUACAGCUGGAAGCGAGUUGAACAGUGCAAUUAAUAAUCCAUUUUUUGGGGUUCUUUAAGUUACAUCUCAGAUUUGAAGCUGCGGUGUAAAGGAUGGGAGUACUCUUAUAACCGUUUUGUUUUUAUUCCCCCCUAGUUUACUGAAAAUACAAGAAGUCGUUCAAAUGUUUUCUGGUGGAAAAACCCGUUUAAAUUUUUUAAGGAUUGACCUGUUCUUGGAGGAUAAGAGUCUUUGUUGGUUGUUGUUUGCAUUAAAAUGAGCAUUUGCUUCUUGCCGUUGAGAAAGGGGAAUUAGUAUGGGAGAUAUUUUACAAAGCCAUUAUCACAGUUAUUCUCAGUUGUAGAAUC